Molecule: messenger RNA, 1203 nt
Organism: Cryptomeria japonica (Japanese cedar)
Lineage: Eukaryota; Viridiplantae; Streptophyta; Pinopsida; Cupressales; Cupressaceae
Product: protein neprosin-like
Exons: 7
Coding region: 1-1203 (400 amino acids)
Source: RefSeq, a predicted model, not a curated record
AUGACGUCUGGCAAUGUUUUUUCAGUAUUUAUUUCCUUCAUAUUUAUACCCUUGAUAUUGGGGGCUGAUUUGAACGAUGAUAGCAUCAAUGAGAUGUCUAAGCUGCAAACUAUGACCAUUGAUGAGUAUAUAAAUUACAUCAAUCCUCCAGCGGUGCAUAAAUUUCAGAACGGCAAUGGAGAGAAAGUAGUUUGUGUAAAAUAUGAGGACCAGCUAUCCCUUCAAUCGGGAAACAUUAGCAAAGGUUCAAGGGAUAAUUUUGCGUACAAAAAUUCGUCGGCAGAAGAGUGCCCAGAGGGAAGUGUGCCCAUCGUGGAGAUCACACGUGAACGUGUUGAAAGAGCAGGAUCUCUGAGACAAUACUUAAAUACAGGAUUGCACGAUAACACACAGAAAACUGAAGAAGCGAAGAGUGCAGUAGUAUUUAUAAGUUCAACGCAAAGCCAGGAGAUCCAUGAAAUCAAAGCUUCUUUCAAUGUAUGGCAACCUUCCGUGGACACCAGUAAUUCAGUUUCUAGUGCCGCUAUAUUGCGUCUUCUACGUGAGAAUUCAGAUUCGUCAAUAAACGAAGCAAUGGAAGCUGGAUGGAUGGUUAACCCCAGUCGCUAUGGUAGUCCACGCGUUACAUUUUAUGUUGCCCAUAGGGUUUGGCGGAAGGGCGAGGAAAAAGAGUGCUUUGAUCUAUCUUGUAAAGAUUUUAUUCAAGAAGGAACAGAAUACUAUCCAGGAAUGCCAAUUCCUGGUAUUUCUGUAUAUGAUGGUGUACAAAUGGACAGCACCAUAAGCAUAAGAAGAGAAACCAGGGGUAACAAUGCAAAUAAUCUAGUGUGGGCAGUAUAUUUACAAGACAAGUUAGUGGGUCAUUGGCCUGCAAGUCUUUUCCACGACUUGACAUUUUAUGGGAAUUUAGUCCAAGUUGGAGGAGAAGUAGUGGUAAGGUCUGGUAAGCGAGGAACUCCGUUCCCUAAGACGGAAAUGGGUAGUGGACAUGUCUAUGCUGAAGGUUUUAAGAAAGCAGCUUUUGUCAGGAACAUACGAUUGUUUACUAAUAAUGGUGCUCUUAUAACUAAAAGAAGGAGGACAUAUUUCUUAAGUAAAAGACAUUGUUAUACCAUAAAGGGAUAUAUGCGAAAAGAUAACUAUUGGGGACAUCAUAUAUAUUAUGGAGGUCCUGGAGGUUACUUUGGUGAUUGUAAAUAUUGA